AUGUUAAACGCCGCGCUAGAGACUAGGGGAGCCCUUUCUUCAUCUCAGAUCGUGGAUCGGACGGCUGCCGGCGAUUCUGGCGAUCAGAAUAUUUCCGCGCCGUCAGAACUGCCGGCGAAGUUCAAACAGUACGCAUCCACAGCAGACGGCGAUGCGAUUCCGUACGCCGUGGUCCGCGCCGCGUGGUCCGCUUUACGGGAGCGGCACGGGUUGGAUCGCAGCGACCGCAGCGACCAGAGCGAAGAGAGUGGUAACACAAGGACGGGUCAGAUUUCGCCGAGCGACAGCUGCGAGACGAGCGAAGUGAACGAGUCAGAAGCACGGGAGGAAGCCUCAGGCGUUACUUCACAAGGCACUGCGAGCAGCACUGGCAACACGAGUAACGAUACUGCGAGUAGCAACGGCAGUGCUGCCAGGUGCAGCGGAAACGGGAGGAGCAAUGGCAGUGCGAGCAACGGCGCUGCGAUCAGCGACAAGCGCCCUGAUUGGCUUCUGUACGAGGUGCUGCAGGGCUGCCAGGUGUUGCUACCUGCUCCACCCGAGCCUCCGAAGAAGAGUGCGGAGCUGGAAGCUCGUCUGGCUGCUCUCAAGGAAGCAGAGGAGCAGAGGCGGUAUAGAGAGCUCGUGAGAGAUGUGGUUCCCAAGGGAGCAAAAGGGAGAGGCGCAGGUGGUGGUGUUGAUGAUGAGGAGGACUUCGGAGGGCAGGGGGGAAGCUCGUACCUGGCUUCGUACAGAGAGCAGCUCGGGUUCGAGGUGCAUGCAAACACCCUGACUCAACCUCCUUGUUUCCUGCCCCCUGCGUUCCUAUUUCGCUCUCACAUGGCAGCACCCAGUGGGAGGUGCAGUGGGUUUGAUAUUCGGCAUGCUGCUAGAAACCACACUCUUCAUAAUCCGUACGACGCAGCUCGAGGAGAAACAAGCUAA
This is a messenger RNA of Closterium sp. Naga37s-1, 924 nucleotides long. Lineage: Eukaryota; Viridiplantae; Streptophyta; Zygnematophyceae; Desmidiales; Closteriaceae. The record is from the annotation of a GenBank genome assembly.